CGACCGCCGGCGCUUGCGUUGUUUUUCCCGGUCCAUUGAACCUGCCAACCCUCCUAACCACAGGCACGCCAAACCGCGGGCUCCGGCCACCACCCCCACCACCACCGCCACCUGCCCUGCCGCACCUCUCCAACCCCAAAUCCAGGGGGGGCACCAUGCGUGCAUCGAUCCAUCGCUGGCGCGCGGGUCCGGCGGGGCGGUCUGUGAGGGCAAAUUUAUAUAGGUCUAGUGGGUACCCGGCUACGGAUAGAUAUGAUGCUGCACUGCACAUUUGCUAUAUCUGAGGCUCCUGCGCGCGCCUUGGCCCUUGGCCAGGUGUCUGUCAUGCGGGCGAUGCCGCAGGAAGAAGAAGCCGCGGUGGCGACGACGACCAUGGCCGGGGGCAAGGUGGCGGCGCUGCUGGCCACGGCGGCCGCGCUGCUGCUGCUGCUCCCGCUGGCGCUGCCGCCGCUGCCGCCGCCGCCCACGCAGCUGUUGUUCGUCCCCGUGGUCUUGCUGCUCCUCGUGGCGUCCCUCGCGUUCUGCCCCGCCGCGACCUCCUCGCCGUCGCCGAUGCAUGCCGCCGACCACGGGUCGUUCGGGACCACUGGAUCACCGCACCUAUGUUGACGCUGACGAUGAGAGGUCUCGUCGAUCGACGGUCGGCUUGCAAUGGCGCGUCGGAAUCAAGCAGUUCGCAGUUCGCACACGCAUGCAUAUGCCUGACGACGAUGCCAUGGAUCGGAGCGAGGAAAAAAAAUGUACAGUACAGGGUAAACUUGCUAGUAGAGUAAUUGGAUUGCUUAGGCGCUUAUAGCUUAGCUGCGGCCUUGUAGCGUGAGUGUGCGUAACAGUGCUCUGGUUCUUUCUUUCCAUUCUCAUCAGCUGAUUGAUCAGCUGACGUACAUCAUGAUUUACUCAUCCGGUUCCCUCCUCCUC
This is a messenger RNA of Zea mays, 918 nucleotides long. RefSeq names its product protein AUXIN-REGULATED GENE INVOLVED IN ORGAN SIZE. The transcript has a single exon. Gene Ontology annotation, biological process: positive regulation of organ growth. NCBI's taxonomy places the organism in Eukaryota, Viridiplantae, Streptophyta, Magnoliopsida, Poales, Poaceae. The record is from RefSeq and is a predicted model, not a curated record. Bases 253 to 609 code for a protein of 118 amino acids.